UCCACACCAACAUGAACUCGAAGGUCCUUCUUCUCGCGACUCUCGUGGCUGUCGCCGCCGCCGACAGGCGACCUUACUCCUACUCCGCUCCUGAGUUUUCCUCUGAGGAAUUCGGCCCCGCCCACUACAACUUCGACUGGGCGGUCCAGCACAGCGACUCCGGCAACAACUUCGGCCACCAGGAGGCCCGCGACGGCGGCGACACCCAAGGAUCGUACUUCGUGCAGCUUCCCGACGGUCGCCUGCAGACCGUUAGGUUUAGCGUUCAAGGAGACUCCGGAUUCGUGCCCGAAAUCUCGUACGAAGGAGAGGCUCGUUAUCCUGACUCCUUCGAGUCGUUCGAGUCGUUUGAAUCGUUCGAGUCUCGUGAAUCUCGUGGCUACGCCCCUCCAAGACCCGUGUAUGGUUGAAGGCACAGAAAAGAAAACCCAGAUGCUACUUCGGCUACCGCUACUCUAACUUAUUUUUCAUUAUAUGAAAUAUAUUUUCUACUAAUAAAUCAUACGAAUCAUA
This is a messenger RNA of Penaeus indicus, 513 nucleotides long. RefSeq names its product pro-resilin-like. Gene Ontology annotation, cellular component: extracellular matrix. The transcript is spliced from 3 exons. The record is from RefSeq and is a predicted model, not a curated record. Bases 12 to 410 code for a protein of 132 amino acids. Lineage: Eukaryota; Metazoa; Arthropoda; Malacostraca; Decapoda; Penaeidae.